Molecule: messenger RNA, 2870 nt
Organism: Papilio polytes (common Mormon)
Lineage: Eukaryota; Metazoa; Arthropoda; Insecta; Lepidoptera; Papilionidae
Gene: CysRS-m
Product: probable cysteine--tRNA ligase, mitochondrial
Exons: 1
Coding region: 214-1740 (508 amino acids)
Biological process (GO): cysteinyl-tRNA aminoacylation
Cellular component (GO): cytoplasm
Molecular function (GO): cysteine-tRNA ligase activity; ATP binding
Source: RefSeq, a predicted model, not a curated record
CUACUAAGUAUUGAGUUUUAUAUUCCGACUCUGAGUCUAGUCACUCUACACUCGAGUUGUCAAAAAUUUCCCUCGAGUCCGAGUAAUAUAAAAGUUACUCGAGUCCAUCACUAGCUGAUGCGCUGUUUGAGACUCAGCUGUUAUCGUUAUCACAGGUCUGUUUACCAGACUAUCUUUGUAUUAUUUCUAAGUGAUUUAAGAAUAAAGUGAAACAUGAUAAAAGUAUUACCUAUAAUUUCAAGAAAAUUAUCUCACGUCUGCAGCUUAAAGCCAUAUAAAGAUACAAAAUGGUUAAUGCCGAAUGGGAAUCCAAUUGGUGUAUAUGUUUACAAUUGUGUUGCCGAUCAAAAGGUUCCGGUAAUUCUAAAUGACCCUAAUAUCGCUACGUGGUACUCUUGUGGACCCACUGUUUACGAUUCAGCUCAUAUAGGCCACGGGUGCUGCUAUGUAAAACUAGAUAUAAUACAAAGAAUUAUGAAAUCUUUUUUCAAUAUAAAAUUAGUCACUGCUAUGGGUAUUACCGAUAUAGACGACAAAAUUAUUAAAAAAGCCAAAGAAACCAACACAGAUUUUAGAGUAAUAGCUAAGAACUAUGAACACGAAUUCUGGCUCGAUUUAACUAGCUUGAAUGUUGAAAAACCAAUGAUUAUUACUAGAGUAUCAGAAUAUAUUCCAACAAUACAGAGUUUUGUUAAAAAUCUCAUAGAUUCUGAAAUGGCUUACAUAGUUACUGACGGUUCAGUAUAUUUUGAUACAAGUAAAUUCCCUUCCUAUGGAAAAUUACAAAAUAUGCAAGACAAUGGUGAACCAACAAAUAGUGAAAAAAAGAACAAAAUGGAUUUCGCUCUUUGGAAAGGUUUUAAACCGGAUGAACCUUUUUGGGAGACUUCUUGGGGUAAAGGAAGGCCUGGAUGGCAUAUAGAGUGUUCAGCUAUGGUCAGUAAAGUAUUUGGGUGUCAAAUAGAUUUCCAUGCUGGUGGCAUUGACCUACAGUUCCCACAUCACGAGAAUGAGGAAGCCCAGUCUUGUGCCUUCCACAAUACUCGGCAGUGGGCCAACUACUGGAUACAUGUUGGACAUUUAAGCUUAAAAGAUGUGAAAAUGUCCAAAUCUUUACAAAAUACUCUAUCAAUACCCGAUUUUCUUAAAAUAUACACAGCUGAUAUAUUCCGAAUGGCAUGUCUUAUGUCAAAUUACAGAUAUCCAAUGGAGUACACAGAUGAAGUAAUGAAAACAGCUGAAAGUGUAUUGAAAAAAUUCAAAUUUUUCCUAAACGAUGUUCUAUCAUACGUAAAUAAGUCAGACACAGGACAUGGUGAUUACGAUAAGAAACUUUUAAAUGAACUUCAAAAGGUCGAGAAUAACAAUUUGGAAGCUUUAAAGAAUGAUUUUGAUACAGCAGGAUGCAUAAAUUCUUUACUAAACUUAGUAUCGGUUACUAACAAAAUAAUUAAAGCUGAUACAAGAGAUCACUAUCCCCUACCUGUGAUAUUGAUUGCUCAAUACGUAACAAAUAUCUUGAAAACCUUUGGUGUAAAAUUACAAGAUAGUGCAGACAAUGAUUUAUCAAAUAUAUUAAUAGAUACAUUAGUUGAUUUUAGACAUACAAUCAGACAAAAUGCUUUGCAGCGGAAGGAUAAGGAAUUGUUAACUGCAUGUGAUAUUGUAAGAGAUAAAAUGAAGACUUUGAAAGUUCAAAUAAACGACAACAAUAAGACAUCAUGGGUGUUUACUAAAUAAAUCUUUAUUAAGAAAAAUGUUCUAGUUAUUAAAAAAAUAUACUACUUCUAUAAGAGUACAAAUGAUCCUCCAGGUUAAUCUGUCUUCCGUCUUCUGUUGUCACUCUCUUCUUGUCUUCCUUCACGCAAUAUAUCCAUCUCUUCUAGGUCUACUUCUACAGGUGACAGGACAAAGAUAAACAACCAUUUUGCAAAGGGUAUUAUUAUUUCUUUCUAUUUGGUGCAAUAUUCGUUAUUGAACUAAGACCCACUUUUCAUUGAUAAAUGUUCGGUAGUGUUAAUCUACUGUUAAUGGAUAAUACAUCAUUAUAUUUGAAAAUUGUGUUUAGGGCAUUUUUAAUUGAUUUUUAUGAGUCAUUUGACUGCAUUUAGGACUAAAGUUGGGUUUAGGUUUUUUAAAAUAUAGAUAUUAAAUAAAAGCACAGUAUCUGUCAAUGACAUUUAUUCACAUAUCUUCGUUACAUUCGUGUUUGGUGACUAGAUUGUUGUUUUGCAAACAACAAACACAUUUUUUCUGUCAAUGUACAUUUUAGGAGCCAUCCAUUAACUAAGCUAAGAAAACUUCAAGUUAAGUAAAAAAUUACUAUUUUUUUAGGUUUUGGGCAAAAAGGGUUAGUUACCUCUUAUGUCAAGCUUUAUUAUAGUCAGGUCUACAUACUUUUUAGUUUAAUUAAGACUUGUGUAUCAUGUAUAGACAUCCUUUCACAUUUUUUAAAUCUAUAGACAAUAAUAAGUUUUGUUACAUGUUGGUAAUUCUUAAUAAUGGCUAGUUUUAUGUAAGAUAUAGUAAAAUCAAGCACUUAAAAUGUAUUAUUAUGUUUCAUAACACUUAUAUCAGAUAGGAAUAGUUUAAACAGAAAAAAAAUGGCUUAGUUCAUCUCAGUCUUAUCCAACACAUUACCACUUUCAAUGCAACACAAAGCGGAAUAUCUUAUUUUAAGGAUUUUGUUCGAAAAGUUAAUAAACAGCGCAUUUACACAUUAAGUACAAUUGACAUGAUUCAAAUCAGAUCGAUAAUAUAAAUGCAUUUCACUUUAACUCCGAAUAUUAAAAAAAAAUACAUUCUUGAAAUAUAAAUCAACUUUUGAGGUUAUUUCUACCAGGGAUGUGACAUCCCCUACCAAAAAAAAA